This is a messenger RNA of Mus caroli (Ryukyu mouse), 3477 nucleotides long. RefSeq names its product RUNX family transcription factor 3 (gene Runx3). NCBI's taxonomy places the organism in Eukaryota, Metazoa, Chordata, Mammalia, Rodentia, Muridae. Gene Ontology annotation, biological process: neuron differentiation; chondrocyte differentiation; regulation of transcription by RNA polymerase II. Gene Ontology annotation, molecular function: RNA polymerase II cis-regulatory region sequence-specific DNA binding; DNA-binding transcription factor activity, RNA polymerase II-specific; ATP binding. Gene Ontology annotation, cellular component: nucleus. The record is from RefSeq and is a predicted model, not a curated record.
CCCGCCCCGAGGCCCGGGGUACUAACCCCGCGCGGGCGGCCGCGGCGCCGCCACUUGAUUCUCUAGGAUCCCGGCUGGGGCCGCGGCCGCCGAGUCCGUGGGGCGGCCGCGCGCGCCGGNUGCGGGACUAGCGGGCGCGCGGCCGACCGUCGGGGCGCACCCCCUCCCCCGGCGCCGCCCCNCCCCCCCCCCACGCUGGCCGGGCCCCGAGCCGCCGCCUUCCCGCCUCCCGCUUCCCGCGACUGCGGCCGCCCGCGCCCUGACGGCCGCGGCAUGCGUAUUCCCGUAGACCCGAGCACCAGCCGCCGCUUCACUCCCCCCUCCACGGCCUUCCCCUGCGGCGGCGGCGGCGGCGGCGGCAAGAUGGGCGAGAACAGCGGCGCGCUAAGCGCGCAGGCGGCCGCGGGCCCCGGCGGCCGCACCCGGCCCGAAGUGCGCUCGAUGGUGGACGUGCUGGCCGACCACGCGGGAGAGCUCGUGCGCACCGACAGCCCCAACUUCCUCUGCUCCGUGCUGCCCUCGCACUGGCGCUGCAACAAGACGCUGCCGGUCGCCUUCAAGGUGGUGGCCCUGGGGGAUGUGCCCGACGGAACGGUGGUGACCGUGAUGGCCGGCAAUGAUGAGAACUACUCCGCAGAGCUGCGCAACGCUUCCGCUGUCAUGAAGAACCAAGUGGCCAGGUUCAACGACCUUCGAUUCGUGGGCCGCAGUGGGCGAGGGAAGAGUUUUACGCUCACAAUCACCGUGUUCACCAACCCUACCCAAGUGGCUACCUACCACCGAGCCAUCAAGGUCACUGUGGAUGGACCCCGGGAGCCCCGACGGCACCGGCAGAAGAUAGAAGACCAGACCAAGGCCUUCCCCGACCGCUUUGGAGACCUGCGCAUGCGUGUAACACCAAGCACACCCAGCCCCCGUGGCUCUCUCAGCACCACGAGCCACUUCAGCAGCCAAGCCCAGACCCCAAUCCAAGGCUCCUCAGACCUGAACCCCUUCUCCGACCCCCGCCAGUUUGACCGCUCCUUCCCUACGCUGCAGAGCCUCACAGAGAGCCGCUUCCCGGACCCCAGGAUGCACUACCCGGGAGCCAUGUCUGCCGCCUUCCCCUACAGCGCCACACCAUCGGGCACCAGCCUGGGCAGCCUGAGCGUGGCGGGCAUGCCGGCCAGCAGCCGCUUCCACCAUACCUACCUCCCUCCGCCCUACCCCGGGGCCCCGCAGAGCCAGAGCGGGCCCUUUCAGGCCAACCCGGCGCCCUACCACCUCUUUUACGGCGCCUCCUCCGGCUCCUACCAGUUCUCCAUGGCAGCCGCGGGAGGUGGUGAGCGCUCGCCCACCCGCAUGCUAACCUCCUGCCCCAGCGGCGCUUCGGUGUCAGCAGGCAACCUCAUGAACCCCAGCCUGGGCCAGGCUGAUGGCGUGGAAGCCGACGGCAGCCACAGCAACUCGCCCACGGCCCUGAGCACGCCGGGCCGCAUGGACGAGGCCGUGUGGCGGCCCUACUAAGCACCCUGGAGACUCUCGGGCCAACCGAAUCCUUCCCUCCAGCCCGAGGCUACAAGAAGAAACAGACUUUGGCCUGGUCCCAGGGGCCAGAGCUGGCAGUGGCUCCCAGAGCUCUGUCCAGCCACAAGUUUGAGCAGAGGAUGUGGGGACCUCCCACAGGACACUGCUCCAACCCAAAUCAAUGUCCUCUCUCGCUGCGCAUCCCAAACCCACCUCUGUUGUCUCCAGCCAUGCCCAGGAUUAAUUCUGGAAUCAGAGGCUACCCCUGCCUGUGAUGGGGAGAGAAGCUCAGGCUCAGAGAUGUCUGGACUCUCUCUCUCUCUCACACUCACACUCACACUCACACACACACACACACACACACUGCCCUGGGGACCAUCCAUGCCCAUCAAGCCAAAGGGAAACUCGAACCCCUGGGAAGGUUUCACUCCCCUGGAGAGAGAGAGAGGAGCCACGUCUCUCUUACACACACACACACACACACACACACACACACACACACACACACACACGUCCCCAACUUGACUUCCCCCUGGUCCCAGGCCAGCAGCCCCUGAUCAGUCCUAACUUACCUGAAAACACCAGGCCCCAGAGUAGACUCAUCCUGGGUGGCAGGUCCCUAAAGUAAGGAAGGCCUCACACUGUCCAGCAUACUCCAACCUGAAUUGCCUACUGGGUUCUCAGGGGGCAGACAGGUCCUGGCAGAAAGUCUAACCAUGGGGAUCGAUAGGGUGGUUAGCCCUGUGCACUAGGUCCAGCCAAGCUGUGCUCUGGGCCUUGCCUCCCAGGCCACAGUCCCGCUCCCAACUUGUUUGUCCCUAGAAGCAGACAACUUUGAACCAAAAGCAUCUAAAACCUCGAAUGGGGGGGGCAGUCUGUGUAUAUGAGAGCCCACCCCCUGCUAGUGUGAUGUCAUCAGGACCCCCGCCACCAGGGUCCUGACCUCACAUUCUUCACAGAAGGGGACAAGACCUCCAGGAGGCCCUGUGGAGUCUCUGGUGAGGUGUGCGAUGGUAGAGCAGUGUCCAAGCGGAGAUCAGAUGUCCUCUUCAGUCAGUGGGAUUGGUUAAAAAGCUCUUACCAGAGCUGGCUGGCCCACAGCUGGUUUUUCAAACUGAGUGAGCCCCUUAGUGAUGGCCUCUGCCUUGUGCUUGGCCUUCCCCAUUGCCUGCACCUGUAACAGCCACCCACAUACACACUCUGGUAGGUCAGGGGGUCCUGACAAUCCUGAGCAGAUACCUCCCGUUACAGUGUCUCUUGUCCCACCCUUACCGGAGGAAAAAAAAACUCUAGCUCUUGGAAGUAGCUGAGGUAACCUUCCAGCUCCCUGCACCCAGAGGGGGCCUUCUCACCUCUUCUCAGGAAGCAGCUACGACCCCAUUGCCCUCCUACCUGCUUCGCUACUGGUCCAUGGUACAGACCCGUCCCAGAUCACCAAGAAAGGUACUUUCAGGAUCUCAGUGCCUAGCACUGAGUAAGCCACCCCAGACAACUAGCCUCCCUCAUACCCAAAUGCUGGUCGGUGGAAAUAGAAAGCCACCCCUCCCCCAUCACCUCUUUCUCAUCCCUGAUUAACAGUGAAGUCUGAGUCUUGUCCUGAGUCCUACAGUGAGCCCAGGCAGCCGGGGCUAAUUAAAAAAAAAAAAAAAAAGACAAGAAAAAGGAGAGGAGAAAAAACACAAAAAUGAAAGGUCCUUAUUUGCAAGGCUACUUUAAAGUGCUACUUGAAAGCACAGACUAGACAGAAAGCACAAGGAACCUGGGAGGGGGUUGAUACAAUGUUACUGUAAUUGUGUGGGUGGGUGUGGAUCCUUUGUGACAUUGUUACCCUGAGGUAUACUCCCUGCAGUGAGCUGGUCUUCCUGAAGUGGGCCUGCUUUGCACUAUAGGCUGCUUGUAUGUUUGGUUUGUUGUUUUUGUUUUUUUUGUUUUGUUUUGUUUUUUUAAUGCACAACUUGCUUGUACAGGUCA